ACAUCCAUCGCUCUCUAUCCGAACCCAUGGCGGUCUUUGUCUUCCAUUGCGACUGCAUGUCUUUCCGGCCAUAUCGGCCGUCUCCGUCCGCUUUUCCCGGUGUACUUGUUCCCUCCGCAAAACGAGGUCUAAAAGAUAUAUUGCAUGUGAGAAUGGUGAAGAUCUUUAAGCAUGUCAUGCAAGAAAAAGCAUUGGGUAAGAUUGAUUUAUCACCAACUAGAGGGGAAAGAAGUCUCUGUUCCUUUGUCAACGCUUCUUGUAGAACCCAGACACCAAUUGAGACAAGAUGCACAUUGCCAAACUGCCGAUCAAUGUAUUCAGGGCAGAUGAACAAGUUGAAAGGAAUUUGUGAUACUGAUCAUAGGCUACUAGGCUUUUCCAAAGUUAUUGUGGAACACUUAUUUGUUCAUCAGAUCACGGCACCAUUCAACUCACCGACUACAAUAUUUACUGUUGCAAAUAUUUUGAUGCUGGUCAUGCCUUUUGAAGCUCUGGCAGAAACAUGUGAGGCUGAUAACUCUGUUUUCAACAUGCCUCUUUUGCUCUUUGUAGCCCUUGUAGGGGCCACUGUUGGAGGUUUGCUUGCACGGCAGAGGAGAGGAGAACUUCAAAGGUUAAAUGAUCAGCUUCGACAGAUUAAUGAAGCACUUCGGAGGCAAGCAAAAAUUGAGUCCUAUGCCCCCACCUUGAGUUAUGCUCCAGUAGGUAGUAGAAUAUCAGAGAAUGAAAUAAUUGUAGAUUCAAGGAAGCAGGAGUUAAUUUCACGUUUGAAAAAUGGGAAGAAAUUCCUGAGAAAUCAGGACCCCCAGAAAGCAUUUACAGAGUUUAAGACGGCUCUUGAGCUUGCUCAGAAUCUAAAGGAUCCAAUUGAGGAAAAGAAGGCUGCUCGAGGCUUAGGAGCAUCUUUGCAGAGGCAAGGGAAGUACCGAGAAGCAAUAAAAUACCACUCUAUGGUUCUAGCAGUGUCAGAGCGAGAAGGAGAGGAUUCUGGCAAUACGGAAGCUUAUGGAGCAAUUGCAGACUGCUACACUGAACUCGGAGAUCUUGAGAGAGCUGGAAGAUUUUAUGACAGGUACAUUUCAAGGUUACAAAUGGAUUAAUCUGAUCUCUUUUUCUUCCCUUUUCAAUGUUGUAUCAGGAUUGGCACGUUGGCAAAGCUCAUGAUUUUGGGUUUGAGGAUGGCCUCUGGCCUAAACUUUGCGGGAAGUUCUUUGGUAAAUUUUCACCGUAUAUUGAAACUUGCGUUUUGCAAUGUAUUUUUAAUGCUUAUUGAUCAUUAGGAUAUUAGUUGUAUUUACCUCUAUGAUAUCAUUAUGGGAAACUCUAUGAUACAGAAAAGAUAUGAUAUGGAAAGAGUUUUGACCAAUCAAAACC
This is a messenger RNA of Nelumbo nucifera (sacred lotus), 1374 nucleotides long. RefSeq names its product protein FLUORESCENT IN BLUE LIGHT, chloroplastic-like. Gene Ontology annotation, biological process: chlorophyll biosynthetic process. The record is from RefSeq and is a predicted model, not a curated record. NCBI's taxonomy places the organism in Eukaryota, Viridiplantae, Streptophyta, Magnoliopsida, Proteales, Nelumbonaceae. Gene Ontology annotation, molecular function: protein binding.